CGCCGGCCGCCGCCCCGCCCGUUGCAAUUUCACACUCGCAGUCACGAACGAACGACAACAAACACCAGUCGCCGCCCACACGAAGGUCGUCUCGCAACCCUUUAUCGACCGGUUCGGCAGGCAGGUACAUGCAACAUCCUUCGGCACCUUCUGCAGAGAAAAUGCAACCACCAACGGCCCCUCCGACGUACCAUGAAGCUGUCGGAGGCGGAGGAGGACAGCCAGGCUCUGUCGGAUGGAACGUCCCUCACACCGGAGGCGGAGCGCAACCAAUCAUGAACAUCCAGCCUCUGCAUCCGGCGCCGUCCCACACCGUUCCGAGCGGCCCGACUGUCCAGAUGCACGUUGUCAAUGUGGUCAUGGUCGGCCCGAGACCGAUUCACACCACUUGUCCCAACUGCAGCUCUGAAGUCAAGACCACCACCGUCACCACUCCAAGGGCUAUGGCUCACCUCGGCUGCUUGGCUCUGUGCCUGACUGGAUUUUGGUUCUGCUGCUGCCUGCCGUACUGUUUUGAAGCUUGCAAGAGGACGGAGCACACAUGCCCCAACUGCAAGGCGUUGAUCGGCGUCUACAACGGCUAAUAAGGAAUAAUUGAUUCAGCUUUGUCCAAUCAAAAUAUAUAUUAUUUUGUAAUUCACCGUGUAGCACCGGAAACGUAUAUUUAUGUCAAGCAAUCAUGUAACUUGGAACACAAGCCAAAAAUUGAGUUUUGCCAAACCUCGAAACUGCAGCGCCUCUGUCCAUAGUAUUUCCAAUACUAUGUGAAUUUCCUCAUUGUCACUCUUGAUAUUGUUAUACUCUAUAAAUACUAACAAAAUAUAUUAUGUUCUGCCAAAGAACUGUCUCGUAAAGUUGUAAUGCUCGAUUAAUGUGAAUGUUCCUUUUAUUGCCAUGUGAUCUUUAAGAUUUCCAGUAGAAAUUACAUAACCAGCUUAGCUUUUUUGUUUUUCAGCUGACUGAAUCAUGACAUUGGAUUUUUUGGAAAAGUAGGAAUUAUUAUUUUGAAUAAUCGUUUUAAAUUGUUCUGAUCAUGCAUCUGCCAUUUCAUUUUCUAGUAAUUCGAACUGUACAGUAUUUACGGUUGUGAAUACUUAAAUGUCAUUAAAAGGUUCAUAGCUUUUAUUUUAUUUUUUUGUUGCAACUGCGAGUGCUAUAGAAUAUGUGCAAAAUAUUUUACUCUAGUACUUGAUAUAUAAUCACAUUUGUACACUUGAUAGGAUUGAAGAAGAUAAAAUAAAUUUCAACACAAUGUAAAUCCUGAAUCUGAGUGUUUGAAUAAAAUAUCUGAAAUACGAAUGUAAAGCCAAA
Molecule: messenger RNA, 1311 nt
Organism: Neocloeon triangulifer
Lineage: Eukaryota; Metazoa; Arthropoda; Insecta; Ephemeroptera; Baetidae
Product: lipopolysaccharide-induced tumor necrosis factor-alpha factor homolog
Exons: 3
Coding region: 129-584 (151 amino acids)
Molecular function (GO): zinc ion binding
Source: RefSeq, a predicted model, not a curated record